Molecule: messenger RNA, 1177 nt
Organism: Drosophila novamexicana
Lineage: Eukaryota; Metazoa; Arthropoda; Insecta; Diptera; Drosophilidae
Gene: mora
Product: cysteine and histidine-rich domain-containing protein
Exons: 5
Coding region: 56-1159 (367 amino acids)
Source: RefSeq, a predicted model, not a curated record
GCGAAUAUUCUAGACCAAAGCAACCAAAAAUAACUGUAAUAUAUUAAAGGCAAAAAUGGAACAAUGUUAUAACAGAGGUUGCGGCCAACUUUUUGAUCCAGCCACCAAUACUGAUGAAUCUUGCCGGCAUCAUCCGGGUGCGCCAUUCUUCCACGAUGCCUACAAAGGCUGGUCAUGUUGCAGUAAAAAGUCGGUGGACUUCACAGAAUUCCUCAAUAUCAAAGGCUGCACUUUGGCGAAACAUUCAAACAUUAAGCCCCCCGAACCAGAGAAGCCAGCCAAGGAUGACAAGGAUGAGGAUAAGACUAUGGAAAUUGAAGUGCGAGCUCCUAUUAGGGAAUCUCUGCCUAGGCCAGCUAUUGAAACGCCAUUUACUGUGCUGGAGCCAAAAGUAGCGCCUGCAUUGAAGGACACCAUUGAUGCUUUAAAAGUCAGCACUGUUGCCGCGCCAGCUGCAAGUUCAGGCAGCGAAGGGAAUGUUGCUGUGGGAACGAGCUGCAAAAACAAUGGCUGCACUUACUCCUACACGAACACAAGCAGCGACUUUGGCGAGUGCACUUAUCAUCCUGGCGUUCCCAUAUUCCAUGAGGGCAUGAAAUUUUGGUCAUGCUGUCAGAAACGUACCUCCGAUUUUGCGCAGUUCAUGGCCCAGAAAGGAUGUGUUUACGGUCAACAUAAAUUUGUUAAAGACGACGAAGACAAACAGGUCGUUCAAUGCCGAUACGAUUGGCAUCAGACGGCUACGAAUGUUGUUGUCGCAGUCUAUGCCAAAAAAUAUCAUUACGCACAAAGCGUCGUUGAAGUGAAUCCAAUUCGCCUGCACGUAAUGCUGGUCUUUCCAGAACAGGAGAAUGCCAAGUUCGAGUUGGACCUAGAACUGCGUGGUAUAAUCAAUGUACAAACAGCUUCUGUGCAAAUGUUUGGCACUAAGGUGGAGAUUACGUUGCCAAAACUAGAACCAGGAUCAUGGCCAAAACUUAAUUUGCCACGUGAUGUGCUGCCAGCAGUAAAGAAAGAUGCUGCCCAAAUUAACCCAAAUGCAGAGCAAAACGAUGACAGUGACGAAGAGUUUUUCGACUUGGACGACAUUCAAAAUGUUCAAAGCUACGGACUUAAAUUAUCCGAAAUGAGUUUGCAAAAUCCGAACGGAUUAGAUUGAUAACACGCUAGCAUUUUA